CACCACAUGAGCCUUCUGAAACCAAUCCAAAAUGUCUUCCUUAGACAAGAUUACAAUAUCGGGAAAAUAAACCUGGUAGUCCUUCAUGGAUUAAUGGGUUCCAAGACCAAUUUCAAGAACUUAGUUAAUAGUACUCAAAUAAGCAAACAUCUCAAGUCGGCCUACUUGCUAGAUGCUCGGUAAGACAUUCGCAGAUAUGGAAGCAAUCACGGAGACUCCCCAUAGACUCAGACCAUGAGUUACGAGGAGAUGGCAUGCGAUUUAAGACACUUUAUUGCGAAUCAUCAUCUAGACAAUGUGGUUCUGCUGGGACACUCAAUGGGAGGCAGAAUUAUAUUUUCGUAUCUGGAGAGUUUUCCCAAUGACAGACCUCUUGGCAAUGUAAUAGUAGAUGUUGGGCCAGGAGAAGGAGAGGGGAAGAAUUAUGUUAAGAAAUUAUAAGAAAUUGAUCUUAAAAACAAAAGUCUUAAGGACAUUCAGGAUAAUAUUCUUGAAGUUCUGAGGAACAAGGAAAUGACUCAAUUGAUUAUGACUAAUCUUGUGGCUACAAACAAAGAGGCGACGAAUGUUAAUUAUGUAUGGAGAUUGAACAUUGAGUCAAUAUCGGAAUUCUAGAGAUAGGGACACAAGGAAUUUAGAAGUACUUACGAUGGUCCUGUCUGUGUAAUAUGUGGAGAAAGAUCAGACUAUGUGAAUUAAAAUGAUAGAGCCAGCUUUCUAUAAGUGUUUCCGAAAAUAGACAUCAAUAAAGAUAUCCAUUUUAUUGCAGGAGCAGGACACUGGGUUUAAGUAGAGAAACCUCGAGAGUUUAUUAAUUUGACUAGUCAAUAUUUAUCAUAAUUUUGA
Paramecium octaurelia is the source of this 846-nucleotide messenger RNA. The record is from the annotation of a GenBank genome assembly. Lineage: Eukaryota; Ciliophora; Oligohymenophorea; Peniculida; Parameciidae.